GCUGCAUGUCCACGCUACAAAUGUAUUUCGCCAGUGGAAACAGACGGAUAAAUGCAUAGACAGUAAAAGAUAAAUGGCGUUUCAAAUUGUUUGUCACUUCCGUGACGACUACUGGUGACGUCAUCGUGUUUGUGUUGAGCGCUGACACACUGGCAGAUUAGCUACAAACCUGCAGCUGUUUUCAUUUCCUGCAGGUAAUGUUUUAACGCUUAAUCGUCUAUCGAUUACAUACUUCUGCGUUUUACUCGAGCACUUGCGUCUAAGAAGAUCCAGAGCCAUCUCAUUUUGGUGCGGUGUCACCCGAUCUGGGUGAAAUGUCUUUUAGUUCCACAUGAGCUCUACUAUGUGGUACAUCAUGCAGAGUAUUCAGAGCAAAUACUCCUUGUCCGAAAGGCUUAUUCGAACCAUAGCUGCCAUUCGCUCCUUCCCACAUGACAAUGUGGAAGAUCUUAUACGCAGGGGAGCAGAUGUGAACCGGAUGCAUGGCACGCUGAAGCCUCUGCACUGUGCCUGUAUGGUGGCUGAUGCUGACUGUGUGGAGCUUUUGCUGGAGAAAGGUGCCGAGGUAAAUGCCGUGGAUGGCUACAACCGCACUGCCCUGCAUUACGCAGCGGAGAAGGACGAGGGUUGUGUGGAGCUACUUCUAGAAUACGGGGCCCAGCCAAAUGCUCUGGAUGGCAACAAGGAUACCCCACUGCACUGGGCCGCGUUCAAAGAUAACCCUGAGUGUGUACGGGCCCUGUUAGAGAGCGGCGCGUGCCCGAAUGUUCGCGAUUACAAUAACGACACGCCCCUCAGUUGGGCGGCCAUGAAGGGCAACCUGGAGAGCGUCCGUGUGCUGCUGGAGUACGGCGCUCAAGUCCAUGUCACCAACCUAAAGGGCCAGACGCCCAUCUCACGGCUGGUGGCGCUGCUGGCUCGUGGCCUGGGCACGGAACAAGAGGAAGAGUGCUUGGAGCUGCUUUCCCGUGCUGCGGGGAGGUUCGAGAUCCGCAGGGCCGAUGGCUCUUUACCACGUGAGCUCAGCAAAGAUCCUCAGUUACUGGCUCGACUCACUAGCCUCGUGGCCCAGCCGCCCUCGUUGCGAGCCUUGGCGCGCUGCUCCGUUCGUAACAGCCUGGGAGUUCAGUACCUCCCAUCUGCGGUGAAACAGCUCCCACUUCCAGAGUCCCGUGAAAGAAUAUGUGCUCCUCAGAGACUGAGGCAGAAGACUGUUCUUAAUGUCAGACGUCUUCUGUGUACGUGAACGUGAUUGUAAUCAGACUGCAAUCUGAAGCGUGUCUGUCCAUGUACAGUUGGUGAAGAAGUGGGGAAGUUUCGUGUAUCUUUUGUUGCUAUAAUGCCAUCAGACAAAUUCAGUUGCCGUACGAUUGUCUGCUUUCGUGCAGAAAAAUAUUGAUCUGGAAGGAGAGAUGUCGAUAAUGCACUGUUGAACCCAUAAUGUUAAAAUAUCAGUAGAUAACAUUGUGUGAAACACUCUUAAUUGCAAAAACAAGAAAAUAAUUUAAAAUAUUAUUUACCAGUAAGUCCUAUGUACACGGAGAUAACACUUUAACAGCACUUAUAAGUUAUGAUUAUAUAUUAACUUUAUUUCUUCUAUUUGAAGUUAAAGUUUUUAUCCAUGCAGUAAUAGUUUUUUUUAAGACAACUAAAAUCUUUCAAUUUUAAAGUCAAAUAAAUAUUAAAAUUUUUGUUCAAUCAUUUUAUGAGGCUUCCAAGUAACCUUGUUUUACAUUUGUUUAAUGUAAGCACACUUCAUUGGAUUUCAAAACAACAUCGAUUUCUGUCCAUCACAUUUGUAAUCUUGAAUAUUUCUCUUGAAAACUACCUGGUUUAGAGUCUUGGAUUGUAUUACUUAUUUUGGUGCUGAUGAUUGCUGAAAAUGAGCUGCAUUUACGUUUGAGAUGAAAACAGUGAACCUUAACAAGUAUAUUCUGUAUCAGUAAUGGGAAUGCUCAUUUUUUUUAGCUUCGCAUUGUCUUGUAAGCAUAAUCAUACCAAACACUGGCUGACCAUGAAUGUCUUAAAUGAAUUUAUGCCAAUGCUGGUGUCACAUGUUGUGAACCCCCACUUAUUUUUUCCAGCUCUGCUUUCAUUUCUCUGUUAUAUUGCUCAAGACUUAUGUAGUGCUCUCUAGAUCACGUCUGGUUUUAUGCAUGCAGACUAACCAGUAAAAGCCUCCAUGCAUUGUU
Messenger RNA from Carassius auratus (goldfish), 2192 nucleotides. Its product is annotated as ankyrin repeat and SOCS box protein 8-like. The coding region runs from base 332 to 1246 and encodes 304 amino acids. The record is from RefSeq and is a predicted model, not a curated record. The transcript is spliced from 4 exons. NCBI's taxonomy places the organism in Eukaryota, Metazoa, Chordata, Actinopteri, Cypriniformes, Cyprinidae. Gene Ontology annotation, molecular function: protein binding.